Amorphotheca resinae ATCC 22711 is the source of this 1852-nucleotide messenger RNA. Its product is annotated as carbohydrate-binding module family 43 protein. The record is from RefSeq and is a predicted model, not a curated record. Gene Ontology annotation, molecular function: 1,3-beta-glucanosyltransferase activity. NCBI's taxonomy places the organism in Eukaryota, Fungi, Ascomycota, Leotiomycetes, Helotiales, Amorphothecaceae. The transcript has 3 exons. Gene Ontology annotation, biological process: fungal-type cell wall (1->3)-beta-D-glucan biosynthetic process. The coding region runs from base 171 to 1811 and encodes 546 amino acids. Gene Ontology annotation, cellular component: cytoplasm; fungal-type cell wall.
AUUUGACUCGCCUCCUUCGUUUGACUUGUCCUUUUUACUUCCAACAUUCGCUCGGCCUCUUUCUGACUUUCGACUUUCGACUUUCGACCUUCGUUCUCCCUCUCCCUCUCCCUCCUUCAAUCCUCUUCUCGUCGUUCUCUGCCAUCAACCCCGUCUUCUCCUCGCCCACCAUGACGGGCAGUCGUUCCCUCCUUUCCUUGCUCUCCGCGGCCUCCCUGCUGCUCAACGGCGCGUCCGCGGCCGUCGACCCCAUCGUGAUCCAGGGCUCCAAGUUCUUCUACAAGACCAACGGCACCCAAUUCUUCAUCAAGGGCGUUGCUUAUCAACAAGGUGUCGGCGCCGCCGGUUCUACAUCCCAAUCCACCAACACUGUUUACAACGAUCCUCUUGCCGACGCUGCCUCCUGCAAACGAGACGUUCCAUUACUCCAAGAGCUCGGUGCCAAUGUCAUUCGAACCUACGCUAUCGAUCCCACGCAAGAUCAUUCUGAAUGUAUGUCCUUGCUCGAUGCUGCCGGCAUCUACGUGAUUAGCGAUCUUUCGGAGCCCAAGCUUUCCAUCAACAGAGAGAGCCCAUCAUGGAACCUCGAACUUUACAAUCGAUACACUGCCGUCGUCGACUCCUUGGCCAACUACACCAACGUGAUCGGUUUCUUCGCUGGUAACGAAGUUACCAACAAUGCAUCCUACACUCCCGCUUCCGCCUUCGUCAAGGCCGCUGUUCGCGACACCAAGGCCUACAUCAAAUCCAAGGGAUACCGUACCAUGGGUGUUGGUUACGCUGCUGACGACGAUGCUACAAUCCGUGCCGAGGUGGCCGCAUACUUCAACUGCGGUGACCACGCUGAUGGAAUUGACUUCUGGGGAUACAACAUCUACUCAUGGUGCGACCCUUCGGACUAUGUUACUUCGGGUUACCAGAACCACACCCGGGAGUUCGCCGACUACAACGUCCCCGUCUUCUUCGCUGAGUACGGUUGCAACACCGGAGACGCUCACGGUGCUGCUGGACGAGACUUCUCCGAAAUCCCAGCUCUUUAUGGCCCUGAGAUGUCUGUCGUCUUCUCGGGAGGCAUUGUCUACGAGUAUUUCGAAGAAGCCAACGACUAUGGUCUGGUCUCCGUCUCGGGCAACACAGUCAGCAAACUUAAGGACUUCAACGCUUUCUCCUCUCAGAUCCAUAAAAUCUCCCCAUCUACGGUGAGCGCCGCCGCCUAUACUCCUACCAACUCCGCCGGUCAAGCUUGCCCCACCGUUGGCUCCGAGUGGCAGGUAGCAGCAACUGGCCUUCCUCCCACACCGAACAAGGAUGUCUGCGACUGCAUGACGAGCACCUUGAAGUGCGUCGCCAAACCCAACCUCGACCCCGAGACCCUCGGCGAGCUCUUCGGCAAUGUCUGCAGCUUGUCUCCCAAAGCAUGCGCAGGCUUUGCGUUCAACACCACUCAAGGCACAUACGGUGCAUACCUCGGCUGCAACGCCCAGGACCAGCUCUCUAACGCUUUCAAUGCUUACUACCUCGAGCAGGGAUCAGCAGCCACCGCCUGCGACUUCGGCGGCAAUGCCACCGUGGUCAAGCCAGCUGGCGCCGCCUCAUCCUGCUCCAGCAUCAUCGCCGCAGCUACAUCAGCAGCAGCAUCAGGCGGCAACAUUGGAGCCGCUAGUGGCACCGGCAGCAGCAGCAGCUCAACAGCAAGCGGGAAGAAGAGUGCUGGAAACGCUGUCCAGGCUUCGUUGUCUCUCGGAUCUUGGUGCUGGGUGGCUUAUCUCUCUACGGUGGUCUUGUCAGGCGCGGGCAUCUUCUUCCUCUAAAUACCUUAAGCAACCACGACAUGCUUUCACGUUUUUCUCCC